Diospyros lotus (date-plum) is the source of this 976-nucleotide messenger RNA. Its product is annotated as bet1-like SNARE 1-1. Bases 152 to 553 code for a protein of 133 amino acids. NCBI's taxonomy places the organism in Eukaryota, Viridiplantae, Streptophyta, Magnoliopsida, Ericales, Ebenaceae. The record is from RefSeq and is a predicted model, not a curated record. The transcript is spliced from 6 exons.
UCCUAAUCCAGUUCGUGCAAACAAACACAGCCCUUCCCCGGAUUCGUGUCGGUUGCCGUUACUUCAAAAACAACUUCUUUCGGUGCUGGAUUUCAAGAAUCCUAUUGUUAUCUUGAUGCGAUCUCGAGGGAUUCAUUUCUGCUGAGUCGCGAUGAGCAGUCGCAGGGAUCACCGCUCCUCUAGAUCUGCAUUGUUUGGUAGUUUUGACAGCAUUGAGGAGGGUGGUAUUCGAGGUUCUCCCUCUUACUCUCAAGAGGUUGAUGAUCAUGGCAACGACAGAGCUAUAAACAGCUUGCAAGAUAGGGUCAUCUUUUUAAAGAAAUUAACGGGUGAUAUUCAUGAGGAAGUGGAGAGCCAUAACCAUAUGCUGGACCGGAUGGGAAAUGAAAUGGAUGCAUCAAGGGGAAUCAUGUCAGGAACUAUGGAUCGAUUCAAGAUGGUAUUUGAGAAGAAAUCAGGUCGGGGGAUGUGUAAACUUGCUGCAUGUUUUAUAGUUUCUUUCUUUAUCAUAUACUAUUUCAUCAGGUUUCUAGGAUAUUUUAUGUAUAGGUAACUAGAGUUCUGAAGGCUGGCUGCCUCAAGUCCAAUUAACUGAAGACGUUGAAGGGUAGAACCACAGCUAGGGUUUCACUUCCCAAAGCAUCCCCUGCUUUCUGCUUUUUGGCUGGGUAAAGUAUCCCUUGCAUUGCUUAUAGUGAGAGAGCUGGCGAAAAGCAAUGCUGCACGAUCACAAGCCAGAUUUAUCCAUUGAUCUGAUGGAAUGUUAGAAUUCAAUUGCUGAACUGGAUUGCCAUUUCCAAGAGUUGUCAUCUAUUUGGUCAUGUACACCUCUAACUCUAGAGUGCAGUAACUUCUACGCACCAUUGUUUUUGGUUUUACUAUUUUUAGGAAACAGGUAAAGCAUUUUGCCAUCUGAAACUGUAUAUCAGAACUGCACUGCAAAUAUAACAAAAACGAAGAAGGGUUUUGCUCUUUA